Messenger RNA from Anoplopoma fimbria (sablefish), 1957 nucleotides. Its product is annotated as deoxyribonuclease-2-alpha-like. Gene Ontology annotation, molecular function: deoxyribonuclease II activity. NCBI's taxonomy places the organism in Eukaryota, Metazoa, Chordata, Actinopteri, Perciformes, Anoplopomatidae. The record is from RefSeq and is a predicted model, not a curated record. Gene Ontology annotation, biological process: apoptotic DNA fragmentation.
UGUCCAUUUAUUCCUGACGAUGGGUAUCUCAUAGAAAAUAAUUGUACUGUUGUACCUUGUUAUCCACGAUGGGACAAAAAUGGUUUGACCAGCAAAGACAAAAAACACAAACCUGCAGAUCAGCAUUCUUGUGUAAGUCACAAAAUGAAUUAAUCUACAGAGGAGAGUCUGAGUAAGGAACGAGGAAGUAGAUGAAAUAUGAGAGAUGUGGGCGUCACUUGUGUCAAACUGUGAGAUACCACAAACGCAGUUUUGCAAAACAGAUGCACAGUUGACUGUGAAGGGAAAUGAAGAUGGCUAGAUACCGCACAAUGAUGGAGUUGCUCUUCAGUCUUUGGAUACUUUUAGAGGGUGAUUCAGAUGUUAAAUGCCGGGACGACAACGGCAAUGAGGUGGACUGGUAUAUUUUAUACAAAUUGCCCAAGUCUGAUUCCCGUUUUACAUAUCUGUACAUGGAUGAGAGCACCAACGGAUGGAAGACAAGCAAAGAGGCAAUCAACAGUAAAUCUGGUACUCUGGCAAACACCCUGAAACCUCUUCUUGACUUCUACGACAAAAAGAAUGAAGGUUUUGGAUACAUGCUCUAUAAUGAUCAACCUCCGGUUCUAAAUAGUGUUUCUUCAUCAUUUGGCCACAGUAAAGGAGUUGUGUUGUUGGACAAACGAACCGGGGUUUGGCUCUCACACAGUACACCAAAAUUCCCAACAUAUCGGAGCAAAGACUUCUGGCCAGCCAGUGGAAAUGUCAAUGCUCAAACGUUUAUGUGUGUGACUUACUCCUAUGGGGAAUUCAAAGAAAUAGGAUUACAGCUCAAGUACAUCCAUGCUUAUUCAUAUGACUAUGACAUCCCAACAACCUUCCACGCUGAGCUGCGAUGUGUUGCACAGCGAAGCUGCUACCCAGAGAAGGAACCCUGGUUUCGUGUGAAGGAGCUGACUUCAAUGAACGGACGUCCUUUCUCCAGCUUUGCAAAAUACACACGUUUUGGGGAUGAUCUUUACUCUGGCCUUAUUGUGAAGUAUUUGGAGCAGAACCUGAAGGUCAAGAGCUGGGGAAAGAUGCGUGACCCUCUGCCUUCUAACUGCAGCUCCAGCAUCCCUCAUCAUGUGUACAAUGUGGAGGAGGUAGAGCUCCUGAAGGGGAAGCCCUUCAGUGAUACUGUAGAUCACUCCAAGUGGUGUGUGACUACUAGUGGUGACUGGACCUGCAUAGCUGAUAUGAACAGGGAAACCAGUCAGAUGAAAAGAGGUGGCGGAGCAAUAUGCAUUGAAAACAAUGCAGUUGCGAAGGCUUUCAGAACCAUAAUCAAAUCGUAUGAACGAUGUAAACUUGCACCUCCACAUUCUGAUGCUCAAGACAGAGAGCUAUGACGGCAAGACCCUUCAUGGAAAUGUAAGAACAGUUUUUCUGCACGACUAUAAUAUAACACAUGUGUUAAAUGCAGAUCUUAUAAUUUAUUUAAUGUUUUAAAUGCAACAUUUUUAACUUGAAACAAGCCCCAUUAGUGGAGUAAAACGUAAAUAAAAUAUUGUCACUUUGCAUUAAGGAAACUGUUCAUUUUCAUGUAAAGAUUAAAAUUCAACUACCAAUUCUUUAGCCUUAAAUUUUACUUACAUAAAUGUAAUUUGUUAUUUUCCUACUCUGUAAACAAGUUAUUGUUAUUUUUGGUUUGUAUUAUCUUUUCAUGCUUUAUUGUCACUACUAUGAGGAGCAAUAUUAAUAAAAUGCUGAUGAUUUGAGUUGUUAAUAAAUACACUGAUUGUGUUGCACUAUAUUGUGCAGAGAAACUUUUACCCCUUCAGCAGAUUAAUGGGAACUUUUCUUAUAUACAUCUUUCUGCACAGCAAUGAUCAAACAUCCAAGAGAAGUAACAAACAUUUUUGAGUGGAAGGAGGCUUUAAGAAUCAUACUUGGAUGUACUGACAAUAGGUACUGACCCAAAAACGUCACUCAAAAC